Molecule: messenger RNA, 1215 nt
Organism: Thyridium curvatum
Lineage: Eukaryota; Fungi; Ascomycota; Sordariomycetes; Thyridiales; Thyridiaceae
Exons: 2
Coding region: 1-1215 (404 amino acids)
Molecular function (GO): nitronate monooxygenase activity
Source: RefSeq, a predicted model, not a curated record
AUGGCCUCUCCUCGUAAGUCUGAUCCCCCGUGUCUCACGGAAACUCGCCGAAACGCCACGUACGAUGCUGACAAUGGCGCCUCCCGCCUCCCAGAGAAGAUCCGCACGACGGUCACCGAUCUGUUCAAGAUCAAGCACCCGGUCAUCCUGGCCGGUAUGAACGUCGCGGCCGGCCCCAAGCUCGCCGCCGCGGUCACCAACGCCGGCGGUCUCGGCGUCAUCGGCGGCGUCAACUACACCCCGGACAUGCUGCGCGAGCAGAUUGACGAGCUCAAGUCCUUCCUCGACGACAAGAAGGCCCCCUUUGGCGUUGACCUGCUCCUCCCCCAGGUUGGUGGCAACGCGCGCAAGACCAACUACGACUACACCAAGGGCAAGCUCAACGAGCUCAUCGACGUCGUCAUCGAGUCCGGCGCCAAGGUCUUCGUCUCGGCCGUCGGCGUGCCCCCCAAGGCCGUCGUCGAGCGCCUCCACAAGGCCGGCGUGCUCUACAUGAACAUGAUCGGCCACCCCAAGCACGUGCAAAAGUGCCUCGACCUCGGCGUCGACAUCAUCUGCGCCCAGGGCGGCGAGGGCGGCGGCCACACGGGCGACGUGCCCACCACGAUCCUGAUCCCCGAGGUCGUGCGCCUCUGCAAGGGCAAGAAGUCGCCCCUCACGGGCGCCCCCGUCCAGGUCGUCGCCGCCGGCGGCAUCCACAACGGCCAGCUGCUCGCCGCCUCGCUCAUGAUGGGCGCCAGCGCCGUCUGGGUCGGCACCCGCUUCAUCCUGACCGACGAGGCCGGCGCGCCCGACUCGCACAAGGAGGCCGUCCAGACCGCCGGCUUCGACGACACCGUCCGCACCCUCAUCUUCACCGGCCGGCCCCUGCGCGUCCGCAAGAACCCCUACAUCAUGAACUGGAACGAGGAGCGCGCCCAGGAGAUCAAGGACCUGACCGCCCAGGGCAAGCUGCCCUACGAGGCCGACCUCGACAAGUUCAUGGCCGGCGAGAUCUCGGAGCCCCUCAUCAAGGCCGCCGGCAAGGACCCCAAGGACAUCAACCCCGACGAGAUCGACUUUGACGACCUCAUGGACGAGUUCAGGCCCUACCUCAUGGGCCAGUGCGCCGCCGUCGUCCGCGAGAAGAAGUCGGCCAAGGCCGUCGUCGACGAGUUUGUCAACGACGCCGCCGCCUGCCUGUCGCAGGGCAGCAAGCUGGUGGCCAAGUUGUAA